Galeopterus variegatus (Sunda flying lemur) is the source of this 1896-nucleotide messenger RNA. RefSeq names its product aldehyde oxidase-like. The record is from RefSeq and is a predicted model, not a curated record. Gene Ontology annotation, molecular function: oxidoreductase activity; iron ion binding. Lineage: Eukaryota; Metazoa; Chordata; Mammalia; Dermoptera; Cynocephalidae.
AUGAUUCAGAGAAAAGUGGAGGUAGUGGAGGCAGCUUCAGAGGAAGAACCAACAAGCAAAAUGAGUGUUAAAGCAACUGCAUCAUCUCUCCAGUCCCGACAAGCUGUUCAGCACAACUCCUUCUUUGAUUCAGGAAGGAAACUAGAAUAUGGAAAUGUUGAUGAAGCAUUUAAAGUGGUUGAUCACAUUCUUGAAGGUGAAGUGCAUAUGGGAGGUCAAGAACAUUUUUAUAUGGAAACCCAAAGCAUGCUUGCUGUUCCCAAAGGAGAGGAUCAAGAAAUAGAUGUCUGUGUGUCCACACAGUUUCCCAGAUAUGUACAGGAAAUAAUUGCCUCAAACUUGAAGGUGCCAGCUAACAAGGUCAUGUGUCAUGUUAGACGUGUCGGUGGGGGAUUUGGGGGGAAGGUGACCAAAACAGGCGUCUUGGCAGCCAUCCCUGCAUUUACUGCAAACAAAACCAUCGAUGGCAGAAUCUUGGCCCUGGAAAUGCAGCAUUAUAGCAAUGGAGGCUUCUCCCUGGAUGAGUCACCACAUGUGAUGGAAGAGGGACUUCUGAGCAUGGACAACCUUACUUACAAGUUUGCCAACCUGCGCUGCCAGGCUCGGGCGUGCAGAAACAACCUUCCGCCCAGCACAGCUAUGCGUGGCUUUGGCUUUCCUCAGGCGGGACCGAUCACCGAGUCCUGUAUCACAGAAGUUGCAGCCCAGUGUGGUUUGUCCCCUGAGAAGGUCCAAAUGAUGAACAUGUACAAGGAAAUUGAUGAAACGCACUACAAACAAGAGAUUAAUGCCAAGAACCUGAUCCCUUGUUGGAGGGAAUGUAUGGCCACGUCUUCCUACUCCCUGAGGAAAGCGGCCAUGGAAAAAUUCAACAUGGAGAACUACUAGAAGAAGAAGGGGCUGGCCAUGGUCCCCCUGAAGUAUGCUGUCAGGCUUAGCUCGGUUUCUGCUUGUCAGGCUGCCGCCCUGGUUCACGUUUAUCUAGAUGGCUCUGUGCUAGUCACACACGGUGGAAUUGAGAUGGGGCAGGGCGUCCACACUAAAAUGAUUCAGGUGGUCAGCCAUGAAUUAAGGAUGCCAAUGUCAAACAUCCACCUGCAUGGAACAAGCACGGAAACUGUCCCUAAUACAAAUGUCUCAGGAGGGUCUGUGGUAGCGGAUUUCAACAGGUUGGCAGUAAAGGAUGCUUGUCAAACUCUUCUAAAAUGCCUUGAACCCAUCAUCAGCAAGAAUCCUCAAGGAACUUGGAAGGAUUGGGCACAGACUGCUUUUGAUGAAAGCAUUAGUCUUUCAGCUACUGGAUACUUCAGGGGUUACGAGUUAAACAUGGUCUGGGAGAAAGGUGAAGGCCGUCCUUUCGAAUACUAUGUUUAUAGAGCUGCCUGUUCCUAGGUUGAAAUAGACUGCCUGACGGGGGAUCAUAAGAAUAUCAGAACAGACAUUGUCAUGUAUAUUGGCUGCAGUAUAAAUCCAGCCCUUGACAUAGGCCAGAUUGAAGGUGCAUUUACUCAAGGCAUGGGACUUUAUACAAUAGAGGAACUGCAUUAUUCUCCUCAGGGUGUACUGUACACUCGUGGUCCCAACCAGUAUAAAAUCCCCGCCAUCUGUGACAUCCCCAUAGAGCUGAACAUUUCUUUAUUGCCUCCGACUCAAAAUUCAAAUACCCCGUAUUCAUCUAAGGGUCUGGGAGAGUCUGCGCUGUUCCUGGGGUGUUCAGUGUUUUUCGCCAUCCAUGAUGCGGCGAGAGCAGCCCGGCAGGAGAGAGGCCUGUUAGGACCACUGAAGCUCAGAAGUCCACUGACGCCAGAGAAGAUUAGGAUGGCCCGUGAAGACAAGUUCACAAAAAUGCUACGUUCUAUCCCAAGAGAUGAGCCUGGAUCCUAUGUACCUAUAUGA